GCUCUCUUCGGUCGCAGCCUGACGCACUCGGGGAGGACGGUCCUCCGCUGUCACGCUGCCGAGGGAGGGAGAAAGAGGAAGAGAGAGAGGGCAAACUUUGCGUGAUCGUGGUCGAGACGCUUAAUAAGCUCACCUAGGCAAUCGCGGAGACCACAGAGCAUACCUUCGCUUACAUUCCCAACAUCUGCUUGAGACGAACAGCGGUGAGGAAUCCCCCACAGGAGAGAAAGUGGUUGCAUCCUCUAAAGCUGUUCAUGCCGGAUAAAGUUUAUGUCACAUCUCAGGAUAAAGACUCGACCUUUCUAUAAACUUACUGGGAAGUCGCACGCCUUCGCCAACUGAAAUGGGCACCUUGCGCGACCUCCAGUACGCUCUCCAGGAGAAGAUUGAGGAGCUGCGCCAGAGGGACGCACUCAUCGACGAGCUGGAAUUGGAGCUCGACCAGAAAGAUGAGCUUAUACAGAGACUGCAGAACGAGCUUGACAAAUACCGUUCCGUUAUCAAACCGGCAACCCAGCAGGUCCACAAGCAGAACGAGCUGCACGAGCAGCAGCGGACGAAGAGGCAGGCAAUUUCGGCUGAACCUACUGCCUUCGACAUCCAGGAUCUUAGCCAUGUCACCCUACCUUUCUACCCCAAAAGCCCACAGUCCAAGGAUCUGAUCAAGGAGGCCAUCCUGGACAAUGACUUCAUGAAGAACCUUGAGCUUUCACAGAUCCAAGAGAUUGUGGACUGCAUGUACCCUGUGGAGUACGGAAAGGACAGCUGUAUCAUUAAGGAGGGCGAUGUGGGCUCACUGGUCUAUGUCAUGGAAGAUGGUAAGGUGGAGGUGACGAAGGAGAGCCUGAAGCUCUGCACCAUGGGGCCAGGAAAGGUGUUUGGAGAGCUGGCUAUUCUCUACAACUGCACCAGGACCGCAACUGUCAAGACUCUAACAAAUGUGAAGCUGUGGGCCAUCGACCGACAAUGUUUUCAGACGAUCAUGAUGAGGACCGGUCUCAUCAAGCACACAGAGUAUAUGGAGUUUCUGAAAAGCGUCCCCACAUUCCACGGCUUGCAGGAAGAUAUUCUGAGCAAGCUUGCUGAUGUCCUUGAGGAGACACAUUAUGAAGAUGGAGAGUACAUCAUCAGACAGGGAGCCAGGGGAGACACCUUCUUCAUCAUCAGUAAGGGAAAGGUUAAUGUGACAAGGGAAGACUUGCCCAACGGAGAGCCUGUCUUCCUGCGUAGUCUGGGAAAAGGCGACUGGUUUGGAGAAAAAGCCUUGCAAGGGGAGGACAUCAGAACGGCCAGUGUCAUUGCAGCAGAGGCAGUCACCUGUCUAGUCAUUGACAGAGAUUCAUUCAAGCACUUGAUUGGAGGUUUGGAGGAUGUGUCCUGUAAAGGCCAUGAGGAUGCUGAUGCUAAAGCCAAGUAUGAAGUGGAAAAUGCGUUUUUCUUCAGUCUCAACCUGGCUGACUUCAACAUCAUUGACACUCUGGGGGUUGGCGGCUUUGGACGCGUUGAGCUGGUUCAGCUCAAGAGUGACGAAAGCAAAACCUUCGCUAUGAAGAUCCUGAAAAAGCGGCACAUUGUCGACACAAGACAACAAGAGCACAUUCGUUCAGAGAAGCUCAUCAUGCAAGAGGCCCACUCGGACUUCAUUGUUAGACUGUACAGAACUUUCAAAGACAGCAAGUACCUCUACAUGUUGAUGGAAGCUUGUUUAGGAGGAGAGCUGUGGACCAUUCUUCGAGAUCGGGGUUCAUUUGAGGACUCAACCACCAGGUUUUACACAGCGUGUGUGGUGGAGGCUUUCGCCUACUUGCAUUCCAAAGGCAUCAUCUACAGAGACCUCAAACCAGAGAACCUUAUAUUGGACCACAGAGGGUAUGCCAAGCUGGUGGACUUCGGCUUUGCCAAGAAGAUCGGAUUUGGGAAGAAGACGUGGACCUUCUGUGGGACGCCGGAGUAUGUAGCACCGGAGAUCAUUCUGAACAAGGGCCACGACAUCUCAGCUGACUACUGGUCUCUAGGAAUCCUUAUGUUUGAGCUCUUAACUGGCAGCCCUCCAUUCUCUGGCCCUGAUCCUAUGAAAACCUAUAACAUCAUCCUGCGAGGCAUUGACAUGAUCGAAUUCCCAAAGAAAAUUACCAAAAAUGCUGCCAACCUAAUCAAAAAGCUAUGCAGGGACAAUCCGUGUGAAAGAAUGGGAAACUUGAAAAAUGGUGUCAAAGACAUCCAAAAGCACAAAUGGUUCGAGGGCUUUAACUGGGAGGGCUUGAAGAAGGGGACAUUGACGCCUCCUAUUGUCCCUACUGUCACAUCAGCAGUUGACACAAGUAAUUUCGACAGUUUCCCAGAGGACAACGAGGACCCACCCCCUGAUGACAACUCCGGCUGGGACGUCGAUUUUUGAAGUUCUUCUCUCCCCUUAAAACCAAAAGAAACUUUUCUUUUGUUGGCUUGAAGGUCUUCUUGGGAACAUGGUUGUGUUGUAAAAAUAAACUGCAUUAAAAAUGAGAGAGGAUAUGGAAAAGAAGAUAAUGGCAAACCCUCUGGGUCACCGAUAUGCCUUUAUUUCACUGUGGCUCUGGAUGAAGCAUUUAUAAUGGGACUGCUGUUGCACUUCCUCAGUGUUGUCUUACACUUGGUUCUAAAGGCAAACAAAGUGCAGGGUUGCACAUGCAUACACACAGUACAACAGAGGCUGAUGAUGGAGCCAGGUUUUCCCAUGUAACAGGGGAAAAUGUUUAGUGUGUGACUGAAUGUUCGACAGUCUGUGUGAGGCUUGGCUGUAGGAUAAACAGGAGUGUGAAAAGUGUGAUUUUGAACAGCUGAAACAGAGAGGAGGCAGAUGAUUGAUUUUUUUCAGUUUGAUUCUCUGCAAUAUUUGGUGGACUUUGGGAGGGUAGAUGUUACCACAGUUACUCUCUUGAUUUUGACACGCAGUUGCUUGCUGCAAGCUCUGAUACUUUCCAGAGAUUUACACACAGUACGGUUUGCAAGUAAAGCUGGUAUCAAGUGCUCAAGACUAACCUGAAUGUCAAUGAUGUUCUUCAUGUUUAACAUCCAUAUGACAUACAGUAUGAAUGGUACAUAGUAUUUGACACAUGAACGUAGCUGAAGCUAAAAUCAAAUACUUAGUAGACUUUGUAUAAGAUUAACCUAUCUUGAAAAGCACAAAUGCUGUGCAUUCGGUGGAAAGAGACGAGACUCUUCAAGUGCCCUGCUGAAAAUUUAAUGACUCACACACCGACACACAUGAGAUGUCAGCUAGUAUUUCUUGAAGUAAUGUGUCAUUAUGCACUUAAGACCAUUAACCAUGAAAAUCAGCAGUUAUAACUUCAGCAGAUGAAGUCACUCUUUUUUUUUUAUGUUCUUUGAUGCGCUUUUAAUCAUGUGUAUGAAUGCUUCUCUACCUACAUACUUCUUAAUUUAGUUUUUAAAUCACCCAAUUGCCUCUUCCCAUUUAACCAAACCAGACAUGUUAUGUUCACUCCUGUAUAGGUCUGACACAACUGUGAAAAUGGUUUCGAUGUCUUUGGUGCUGUUGUUGAUAAAUUAUAAUUAGCAAAAGAGAGAUGACAGUACUGGCUAUUGUUUUUGUAUAGUAAUUUUUUGUGCUUGAUUUCUUUGUAAUGUACUUGACUUCCUCCUUUAAAAAAAUUGGAGACUUGUGUCAAUUCGUAAACUUGGGUGAAGAUUUGUUUAUCACUUGACACCUUGCUACUUUGUGUUAAGUGGUACUUUCAAGGUUUGUAAACAGGUUUAAUCAUCUUGGGUUCAUUCAUAUAAAUUGGCCAUCCUCUCCUUUGGAAUCAACUAGCUUGAAUUAACAUUAGCUAAUGGCAAUGUUAAAAUAUCUUCUAGAGACCGACAGCAAACGACAAAAAGAUGUAUUUUGUGAGGCUCAACUUUGACCAACCCAGCUCAUUACCUGUCACAUCCAAAAAUCAGAAGAAAUGUAAGUGCCUUAAAUCAAUGGCAUACAAAAUUUACAUCACAAUACCUUUUUGAUGCUGCAUUAGCACACAUACACCUCGUGUGUGUCCUCUCUGAUGGCUGCUUCUCAUCUUUCAUCUUUUUGUUAUGUCAAACUACAUGAAUCACCAUGAAAAGAGAAUUUCUAGUCAUUCGAUGGCUACAACAUUAAAAAUCAAUUAUAUCUGAUUUGGCUGCAAUGACAUACUUUUCUCCCAGUGUUUCUUAAAGUCAACAAUUGGUCUCAUUUAAACUGAACAGUAAAUCCUAGCUCAGAGGGACUGUCUGUCCCAUUUAGUCAUGAAAUCUGAGCUUUUAGAGAAGGCAUGAAUGAUUUGCAGCUUUAAAAUUUUUCCACAAGCACAAAAAGAAUUGUUUUCCACUGCUGAAAAAAGCUGAUCAGCUCCAUUCAUUUCAUCCCAAGAAGCCAAGCACACAGACACACUUAUAUUUAAAUGAUAUAAAUCAAAGGAAGACACUGAUGGAGACCUAAAAACUGAGAAGAAAUCUUAGUUGUGUAGGUAUAAAUAUUUUUGUGUAUUAAGGGCAGGUUAUGUUGCUCACAAAGCCUUAUGUAUGUCAUUGUUUUACAAAUCACUGGUUUUAAGUCUUACAUUGACCGCCUUCUGCAGUGUCACCUGAUAUUUGCCUUGUGUUACAGUACGUCGUUUACUCUGCUGUAAAUUGAUUUUGCAGUGCAC
This is a messenger RNA of Monopterus albus (swamp eel), 4664 nucleotides long. RefSeq names its product protein kinase cGMP-dependent 1. The coding region runs from base 344 to 2398 and encodes 684 amino acids. The transcript is spliced from 18 exons. Gene Ontology annotation, molecular function: cGMP-dependent protein kinase activity; ATP binding. NCBI's taxonomy places the organism in Eukaryota, Metazoa, Chordata, Actinopteri, Synbranchiformes, Synbranchidae. Gene Ontology annotation, biological process: protein phosphorylation. The record is from RefSeq and is a predicted model, not a curated record.